GCCCGCCUGCCUCGGCGUUUGCGUGAGCCCCUGCUCCAGCCAGGUGGGUUGGGGACGCCGCCGACUUGUUGCUUUGUGGUCGUUGUGCGGGGCGGGCUUCCCGCGAGCCCCGCGUUCAUUUUGGAUGCUAGCGACGGAGGAGCAUGCCUCUGAGCAAGUGCAGAGCGCAGUUGCCGGCCUACGGGGGAGCCACGGUCGCCUGGCGUCUCGCGGGCAGGAUUUCUCGAGGAUAAGUCGUCGGACUGGUGCAUGAGCUGGAGGUGGAAGUAAGAUUCGACAGAGGGCUUAUGCCUAUGGGAAUGGCUGUCAUGUUCUGGGAGAAUGGUUCCUUUCUGCAUUUCCGAUAUGGCUGCAUCUUCCACCCUUCCGAGCCUACCACAGCUCUGCUGCUCAUCAUGCUGGGGAAAGUCUUGCUCAAUCUAUUUCUACUUAGAAUCAGAAGACAGACUCUGCGUGGAAGUUUUAUGGUCCACUUCUGCACUUCACUAGCCAUGCUUGACUUGGUGCUUCUGGUGACCAUGUUUUUCAUUUUCUACUUCCAGGACUUUAUGCUUUUGGGCAUCCGGUUUACCACGUAUCACAUUUGCCUUUUGGCACAGAUUAUGGCCAUUACCUACGGGAUCUUACAUUACCCCAUUGCUUUGAUGGCUGGCCUGGAUUAUUAUUUGACAAUAACCAGAGCUACGUCUUCUAAUGUAUGUCGGAGAUCACUGUACACAGUCGCUGUGGUCUUAACGUGGAUUUUGGUUCUCUGUUACGUUCUCACAUUACCAAGCAAUGUCAUAGGACUGGACAAAAACCUUCACAAUUCUGGAUACCAAUGCCCUUUCUACAUCAGCAGUCAGAGCUACUGGCUCUCACUAGGUAUGCUAUCGAUCAUAUGCAUGGUUUUUGUCCUGUGUUGGUCAGAAGUGAGGGAGAUGGCACAGCCAAUGAAGCUGAUUUUGUAUAAGAGCGAGACUGUGCUGUUCUUCCCUCAUGGGCCUGACUGCAGCCCUAGAGACUGUGCGAGACAUUUCUUGACGCGGCUGCUAGUCUGCUUUGUUGGCAACUGGGCACCUUUUGUUUUCCUUCAAAUGCUCAUUGUGCUCCUUGAUGUUCAGAUUCCUGCCUACAUAGAGAUGAACGUUCCCUGGCUCUACUUCAUCAACAGCUUUCUUAUUGCAGCCGCGUACUGGAUCAGGCGUCGGCAAAUAGAGCUGACAGAGGAGCUCUGGAGUGUUGAUCCGUUUGUCAGCUGGAAAUUCUGCUUUGUCCCUUUCCACUCUCAGAAUGCAGAUGAAGCUCAAAAGCCCACCAGUGAAAUUGUGAUCUGUUAACGCGCCGCUGUGGGAGGAGUAUGCUGAUUCAGCACAAUACUCGGGAAGGCUGUGCUGUUUUGUAACAUUUGUUGUGAACUCUGAUGGGAGAAUAAUACACAAAUGUAGCUGUGAAGGGGGGGGGGGAAUGCCACCCGUGAUGCUAAAGGCCAUAAUGUGCUGUUUUCCAAGUUGGAUUUCCAGUACGGGUACUAAUUUCAAAAUAAAAAAUUAACAAAAACUUGGUCAAAGAGGCUUGGUAGUGUUGUUAGCAAUAACAGAGUUUUUGGAUAGCAAAGAAUCUAUUGCUGUCUAGGCCCUCCCAACCAAAGUAAGCUAAAUUUCUCCUUUCUUAACAUCCCACUUCAGAAGUGAAAGAAAAAAGUAAAAUACACCACCUGCAAUGCCCUUCAUCUUUUGGUGCUACUCAAGUGCAGAAGAGAGCGAUGAGGAUGAUCAGGGGUCUGGAGA
Gekko japonicus is the source of this 1769-nucleotide messenger RNA. RefSeq names its product G protein-coupled receptor 160 (gene GPR160). Lineage: Eukaryota; Metazoa; Chordata; Lepidosauria; Squamata; Gekkonidae. Gene Ontology annotation, cellular component: signaling receptor complex; plasma membrane. Bases 288 to 1319 code for a protein of 343 amino acids. The record is from RefSeq and is a predicted model, not a curated record. The transcript has 2 exons.